UCUCGUACGGCAGCUUUGUUCUGGAGUGCCUUUCCAUCACAGAGCAUUUUGGUACAGGACUUGAUGACGUAUGAACAACCUUUUUUCAGGUCGACCAACACAUGAUGAAUUCGACUCGGCUGUUUGUAACUUUUUUUCUUUCUCCUUUCUAUUUUCCUCUUCUUUUUCCUUGUGAACUGCAUCAAAAAAUUUCGAUACCAAGACUUUGGUUUCAUUAGAAGAUCGUGUAAUAUAAAAUGUUCGGAGGCCAUCAUCACCGACGGCACCACUCAGCCCCCAAUACUCCGUUCCUAGGAUCAGGCGGACGUAUAACCCCUCGAGAAUUUGCUGUCGACGCAGCUACAUUUGCUGGAGCAGAGGCUCUUAUCCAUCAAUACGAAAACAGACACCAUGAUCAGCACCACCCAUUACGAGACGCUGCAUUGGCUGGAGCUGCGGCAUUUGGUGUUCAAAAAAUACAAAAUCACUUUGACCAACCUCAAAUGGCCGGCUACCCAAUGCAGCAGUACCAGCAGUAUCAGCAGCCAUACGGUAACCCUUACAACAACUACUAUGGAGGUGGCUAUGGAGCCAAUCCUUAUGGUGGAGGUUACGGUGGAGGUUACGGUGGGUAUGGUGCAGGUCAGAAUGUAUACAAUGGAUACCACACCUACAACAUGUACGGCGGAGACAUGUACCAAAACCCAUAUAUGCCAUAUCAACAACAGCACUACCAUCGCCGACAUAUGGGUGGAUUGUUCUCCUCUAAUCCAUAUGAGAGAGAGUUUCAGCCAAGAUACUCCAUCAUGCAGCCUGGACAAAUGAAUUGGGGAAUGCAGCAACCGUUCUAUUAAACCUUGUAACUUUCUUUAGUUAACUGUUCUAUACCACUGCUGUAAACUACAUGUAUACUUUUUUUCCACGCCGCCGCCCAUUUAAUGUCACCGAAUAAAAAAAUCUUGGUUGUAAUACGCUUAUAGGAUAGGAACAACCGGUCAAUGAC
Messenger RNA from Umbelopsis ramanniana AG, 982 nucleotides. RefSeq lists its product as uncharacterized. The transcript has a single exon. The record is from RefSeq and is a predicted model, not a curated record. Bases 237 to 833 code for a protein of 198 amino acids. Lineage: Eukaryota; Fungi; Mucoromycota; Umbelopsidomycetes; Umbelopsidales; Umbelopsidaceae.